Molecule: messenger RNA, 1772 nt
Organism: Sorex araneus (European shrew)
Lineage: Eukaryota; Metazoa; Chordata; Mammalia; Eulipotyphla; Soricidae
Gene: SLC25A48
Product: solute carrier family 25 member 48
Exons: 8
Coding region: 297-1232 (311 amino acids)
Biological process (GO): transmembrane transport
Cellular component (GO): mitochondrion
Molecular function (GO): transmembrane transporter activity
Source: RefSeq, a predicted model, not a curated record
AGGAGGUGGGGGGAGGAGGCAGCGGCCUGCGCCCGGCAGGACCGAGGGCGUGCCGGGGAUGGCCCGGGUGUCCGGCCCGGCCCGCGUCCAGGGUGCGCAGCCCGUAAGGCCCGCUGGGGGCGCGCAGUCGGCGGCCGCGGCACCUGAGCUCGGCUCGCUGCAGGCGCGCCCGGGGGCCGGGAGACCCCGUCCGAAGUGAGACACACAGGGCGCUCGCCGCGUCCGCCUCCCCCUCCCUUCGGUGCGUCCGCGCCGGGGGUCCAGGGCCCGUGGGCACUGAAUGGGCACAGAAGGCCAUGGGCACCUUCCAGCUGGAUGACUUCGUGGCGGGCUGGAUCGGAGGUGCCGCCAGCGUCAUCAUCGGCCACCCUCUGGACACAGUCAAGACUCGCCUGCAGGCUGGCGUUGGCUAUAGGAACACCCUGGACUGUAUCCGCACGGUGUAUAGGAGGGAGAGUAUCUUUGGCUUCUUCAAGGGCAUGUCCUUCCCCCUGGCCAGCAUCGCCAUCAAUAACUGCUUGGUGUUUGGGGUCUUCAGUAAUACCAUGCGGUUCCUCAACCAGCACUACAGCGACAAGCCCGAGGCCAGCCCGCCCACUGCCCUGUCCCACCUGCUUCUGGCCAGCAUGGUGGCGGGGGUGGUGUCCGUGGGGCUGAGCACGCCUGUGGACCUCAUCAAGAUUCGGCUACAGAUGCAAACACGGCCGUUUCGGGAAGGCCGCCCCGGUUCGCCGGCCCAGAAAGCGGCCCUCGGGGAGCGGCCAGCCUACCAGGGGCCCGUGCACUGCCUCACCACCAUCGUGCGCACCGAGGGCCUGGCCGGGCUGUACCGGGGCCUCAGUGCCAUGCUGCUGCGGGACGUUCCCGGCUACUGCCUCUACUUCAUCCCCUACGUGCUCCUCAAUGAGUGGCUGACACCCGAGGGCAGCGCGGGCCCCAGCCCCUACUGCGUGUGGCUGGCGGGCGGCGUGGCAGGAGCCAUUUCUUGGGGGACAGCGACUCCUAUGGAUGUCGUGAAAAGUCGACUCCAAGCUGAUGGGGUUUAUACGACUAAAUACAAAGGCGUCCUGGACUGUAUCUCCCAGAGUUACCGGAAGGAAGGCCUGAAAGUGUUUUUCAGAGGCGCCACAAUCAGCAUGGUCCGGGGCUUCCCCAUGAGCGCAGCCAUGUUCCUGGGCUACGAGCUCUCGCUGAAGGCCUUCCGCGGGGACUACGGGGUGCCCAGCCCCUAGCACCAGGAAGAAAGCAGAAUCAGACAAGACGAGAGAGUUGGCCUGUGAUGGUAGGGACCCUGCCUCAGGCCAGCAGCGGCUCCUAGGUUGUCCCAGAAGCCCUCAGCAUCGCUUCCCUCCACAACCUACCUGGAGAUCUGCUGACCUGCCUCCUGGCUGUGACCCGUCAUACACCAGCCUCUUUGGUCUACUUUCAAGUUCAGGAAAAUUCAUCCUCAAGGAAAGAAGAUAUAUCGUUCCUAUAGCAUUUUGGGGAAGUGAGCACUUUACAGAGAGCCCUGCCAAGGCAUAGACAUUGCCCCGUCUAUUCCCACACUGAGGCUUUGCCAACUGAUGCAUCUGCCUGGGAGUGCAGCAGAACUCCUCCCCUUCCAGCUGUCAGGUGGGUGGUGGGCACUGCGGCUGAAGGGCAGGGCAAGAGAGGAAGAAGGAAGAGACCCUCUCCCCCCACCUCAGCCCCAGCUGUACUGGCCUGUGAGGUGUGUGUCUCCAGGCCUCUUGUUUCCAUGGGGAACAAAAUAAACAAAAUAAAAGACUUUA